Panicum hallii is the source of this 1420-nucleotide messenger RNA. RefSeq lists its product as uncharacterized. NCBI's taxonomy places the organism in Eukaryota, Viridiplantae, Streptophyta, Magnoliopsida, Poales, Poaceae. Bases 282 to 1319 code for a protein of 345 amino acids. The transcript has 2 exons. The record is from RefSeq and is a predicted model, not a curated record.
ACUUAAUUGGCCUCGAUAGGUUAGUUGCAUUGGUCCACUUGGUUGUAACUUGUAAGCAACUCCUAGCUAGCUAGUAGCUGCUCAGAGUGAGACACAGCAAGUCAAGGCGUCUAGAGUGUCUAGUAGUGGCAUGCAUGCAUCUCUCUGACUCUCUGGCCCUCCUCCCAUAAGAACGCCAGCCCGGAGCCCCAGAGCGAGCCCCGGUCGACCAUCUCCGCAACCAGCAGGUAGCCAGCCGGGCCAGGCAGUGCUCGAGGAACAAGCAAGAAGCUAGAACCAUCAUGGCGAGGCGCACAGGCAUGGCGGAGCAGCUACUGUGCCUGGCGGUGGCGCUUGCUGCGUUGUCGUCGUGCAGCGUGGCCUCGGCGGCGGCGGGGCCUCCGCCUCCCGAGCCGGCGUCGAGAUCAGGUGGGCGGCUGCCCCCUGGUAACAAGUCCAAGUUCGUGACCCUGACUAUGAGCAAGAACUUUGGGCACAAGCGCAACUACGAGGUGACCUGCGUGGACAAGGACAACCCGGCCGGCUGCUACGUCGGCUGCCCAAAGCGAUGCCCCAACCAGUGCAUCGUCUUCUGCUCCUACUGCCUAAGCUUCUGCGAGUGCGAUAUUUUCCCGGGCACCUCCUGCGGCGACCCUCGCUUCACCGGCGGCGACGGCAACACCUUCUACUUCCACGGCAAGAAAGACGAGAACUUCUGCAUCGUCUCCGACGCCGACCUCCACAUCAACGCCCACUUCAUCGGCAACCACAACCCGGACCUGAAACGCGACUUCACGUGGGUGCAGGCCCUGGGCGUCACCUUCGGCGCCGGCCACCGCCUCUACAUCGGCGCCCGCAAGGCCGUCGAGUGGGAUGAGGAUGAAGACCAUAUCCAGAUCAUCUUCAACGGGGAGCCCGUGGACAUCGACGACGCCAUCAAGAACGCCCGCUGGGUGUCCGAGGCCCUGCCCGGCCUCUCCGUGAGGCGCAUGAAGUACGUGAACACCGUCACGGUGGAGCUCGACGGCAUGUUCAGCAUCUCGGCCAACGCCGUGCCCAUCACGGAGGAGGACGACCGGAUUCACAAGUACGGCAAGACGGGGAGGGACAGCCUGGUGCACCUGGACCUGGGCUUCCAGUUCCAGGACCUCAGCAAGGACGUGGACGGCGUGCUGGGGCAGACCUACCGCCCUGGCUACGUGACCAAGCUGGACAUCAAGGCGAAGAUGCCCAUCAUGGGCGGCGCACACAAGUACCUGUCGUCGGGUCUCUUCACGACGGACUGCGCCGUCUCCAGGUUCCGACGCGGCGCCGGCGUCAUCACCACAUUCGCCUCUUAAUUGGAUCGCGUCUAGCUUGUUGUUGUUGGCAUGCAUGCUGCUGAUCCGAUAUGAUAGAUCCGUGCCGUGUGCAUGCAUGAAAUAAUUAAAUAAUUAAUCAA